CAUUCAUGUGCUGCUGAGCCAGAGGAGCUGAAGAUGAAGAGCAGGCUGUCUCUGGCGGCGGCGGCGGCCCUCCUGGCACUGCUGCUGUCCUCCUCUCAGGCCCAGGACCAAGGUAAAACCGAUCCUCCUCCUCUUUCUCCUCUCUGUGAUCCAACUUCACUGGCUUCCAACUCCUCUCACCUCUGUCUUUUCUCUGCCUGCAAAUUUGUAGCUGCAUAUUCAGCCUGAAUAAAGAAAUGUCACAGUGAAAACAAAUGUGUACUUGUGAUUUGAUUUGUUGUAACUGAUUUUUGCCUUUUCAGCCUCAGUUUCAACCGUUUUAGUGAUGGUUUUCUUUGCUACAAUAUUCUGCUUUUCCAUCAGGAAUUUCUUCUUUUAGAAAAAAACUGUUUGCAAAUUUAAAUAUCUGGUUUAAAUUUAUGGAUGCAAGCUUUUUUCAAGACAGUUUUUAAGCACUUUAAGGAAAGUAUGCAACUUGCUAGAAGCAUUGAUGCAUUAGAAUGUGGCUGUAAGUUAGUGAUGAAGCCACAAUAUGAAGAGAAAACCAGUUAAAAUGUUAGAAAAACUUUGCUUUUAUCACUAAAAGAUAAUAAAACUGAAAUGGUCUAGUUCUUCUUCUUCAAUCUUUAGCAAUAAAUGGCAGUAAACCGUCUUAAAAAAGGAGAAAAACUAACACUGAAGAGCAGCUUUUUUAGUUUUACUGCAUCUCCUCUGAGGCUGUUGGAUAAGUAGGGCAUCUCCUCAUCCUCAGACAGAUGUAGUUUGGUCUCUCCUACACCAGGAGGGGCCCUUGCUCAAACUCUCCGACAGUCCGUUACUACAGAUUACAUUUCUGCAGUUUCAAAAAUGAAGAAAAAAAUGAAAAAGCUGGGACGGCGCGCGGCCAAGUUUCCUCCCUACGUCCUUUCUCCUGAUGGAAACGGAAAGACAAAAUAUGAGUUUCACAUUAUUUUCCAGAGGUUUUAGAGGUUAGGAGAGGAGAAAAUUGGCUCUAUUGCAUCCCUGGAUUCUCUCAGAUUAGGAGAAGGAGAAGAAGAAGAAAGUGCAGCGAAGAAUCUUCCUCCUCUCUCCUUCAAGGAGAGGUUCUGACCUGCAGUGACCCUCCCUCUUUAAAGUCCCAGUGGGAGCCCUUGCUGCCUUUCCAGGGGUCACUGCACAGUAAUGGGGUCAUAUAUACUCUGCUGUGAGGAAUAGUUUGGCAUGUUGGGGCCAAAGUUAAAGCCUCCAGCACCUUGAAGAUACAAUAAAGGACUCCAAAGUGAAAGGACUCAGCUCUAAACUCACACAUUUUAAGUGAAUAAAUGCAGUUUAAAACUGAGCCCUUGAUGUUAAAAGCUUUAAAGAAAAGCUUUAAAAUGUGGAUGUGAGUGUGGAUGGAUGGUGUGUGUCGCUGGAGUUUUUCGGGUAGUUUUUGGCUGCAGUAGACCCGUUUGGAAACAGAAGCAGCAGCCCGCCGCCCUUGAAUUGAUUCACCAGGUUGGUGGUUCCUCCAUUUUUGACGUCCUGUAACCCUAUCGGUCAAGCCUCGACCAGGUCUGCUGACCACAGUCUUGGCUUCACGACAAUAUUUUACAGUGAUAUUCUUCACUUCAACACUAACAGACAAACUGGUUGGUGGUAUAAAAUACAUGCUAAUCCUUCCUCUCUAGCUAGAUUAUCUGUGACUUGUUUGUUUCUUAGUUUAGCUGCAGAGGUUUUUACAAGAAAUCUUCAUAAACUCUGGAGCUCAGAUUACCUGCCGCAAACAUGUGAGGAUUACCUUGAAUAGCAUGUAAAGAUUAAGAAUUAGACGCACUGAAGUAACAUGACCACUUGUUUGUAAUGUAAAGUUGUUUGAUCAUGUUUCAGUUCAGGCUAAGUCGGCUCAGCUUAGUCUGCAGAUAUUAUGCAUUUUUCUUACUGUCAGUAAAUUCCGUGAAAAGGCUCAAACCAACAGUGAAUGUAUCUGCCAUAGAGCUACAUUUUUACCCAUAAACUAUUAAAAACAUCACUGUUGCACUGAGUAACAUGUUUUUUUUAUUAUGACAAACACAUGCACUAUGUAUUUUAUGUAACUCAGUCUUUACUGUCCUGCUGCCUCAAAGACUUACUGCAGAACCAAAUGUGGAUUCAUCCAAGACUGAAAAUCCUCCUGUAUCUUUACUAAAAACUAUAGUGAGCAGCUGUUUUAGGAAGUUACGAUGCUUUAUUUUGAAAUUCAACUCUAUGGGACCUUUUUAUGGGAUUUACUGACAAUAAGGAAUAUAUAGAAAAUGUCAUCAGCAUUUAAUAAGGAAGAAAGUCAACAAAAAUGUGAAUGAAAGUGCACAAAUCCUCUUAAUCUCAUUUCAAAGCACAAUGUAAACCUAAACUCGUAAGCUGAUCGCAUCAUUAACUAGUAGCUUGUUUAAUUUUAGAUCUCAUAGAUAUUUUCUACUCUUAUUAAACUUGAAUGUCUUCUUAAAGUAAGUCUGCACCAUUACGAUAGCAUACAAAUUUAUCGUAUUAUAUAACAAGCUAGGAACGGCACAUAGACUAUGACGAUCUCUACCCCAACCUGAAGAAUAUCAUUUUAAAAUAUUCUUUAUAAAACAAUCUGUGGUCCUGUGUGUACAUGGAAACUUUUUGUCCGUUACUCCAAGUUGUUGUAAACAACUUUUCAUGUACACAUGCAUGAUCGUCCAUGUCAGUGAUCACAUUUUAUUGUUCCUUUUGUUUCUUUGUCGUCACAAAGACCAGUGGUUCAACAUCCUGAGUUGGAUUGAGGCCAUGGAGAGUCUACUGGAUGUCAUUCAGUCCAUGUUCUAGUCUGUUGACAGGAGGGGAACGUUUUACCUCUAUUAAGUGACUGGUGAUUUCCACAAUUUACAGACUUACACCACUUCACCAGCCAAAGUGACCUGUAGGAAGCAAGAACAGGCCAUAAAUAUACACCUAUUUACAAGCAGCUAGAUGACUGUUAAAACCACUGAGUUUAUUUAUAGCAUUGAAAUGUCCAAUACAAAUAUAAACUAUUUGGAUUUAUGUGGUUUAAAUUCCCAUCCUUGCAUUUCUACAAACUCAGUUUCUCUGCAAGAUCACUAUUUCAACAAAAAUUCUAAUAAACUGAAGUGAAGUUAGUCAGACAAAACUGUCCUUUAUAGUUUAAGCCAUAACUUCACGACUGGGUCAGACUACAGCAUGACUGGACAGUGGGUUGAUUGAUUGAUUGUUGCACAUUGAAUGCGCCAUUGGUGUUUUGGUGCCUUAAUUUCACCAAUCCAUUGUAAGCAACUAAACUUUUAAAUCCUAAAAUGACUAGAUGUAUCUGAGCCAUUGAGUUUUUGACAUUGGACAUUUUGAUUUUCCGUUGUUUUGUCAACCAAAAUUGCAAAAAAAAAAAGUAUUCCAAGAUGGGCGUUCAAAACACAUUAUUCAGAAAGAUGUUUUCCAGAGUAACUUUUCUCACAGCUAUAAAUCCAGCAGUAUUAAAAUCUCAUUCAUUAACUCGUGAUUCUAACUAAAUGUGGAUCAUAAUUGGUUUUAAUAAAACUUAGUUUGGCCUUUGUUGGCUUCCGUAACCCUGAUCACAGCCAAAAUUCACCAAAGUUUCCAAACUCCCACCCUGUUUGUGUUUCCCUAUAGACGUUCUAAACUGUGUGAAGGUAGUGUUGUGUUGUUGUGUUGUUGUGUUGUUGUCGUCUCAGUGUUUUGUUGCUUGAGUCGUUGACUGUGGCUGCUGGCCACACGAGCUCAAACGGAGGUCAUUUUUCUUUUUCCAUAAAAUGGCUUUCCUCACAUGUGUAAUUUGGUUUUGUCUUGUGUUGUUUGUUCCAACAGUGAACUUGUCUAACUUCAUCCUGGAAGUGUUGACUGUUGGGAAGACACCUUUGUAUUCAGCAUUUCCAUACAUAUACCUCCCAAAGCUGGAGGAUUAACUGUGCUGAUGUUCUGUCUUCACAGUGGACGCUCCGUCAGAUUUGAGGUUUAAGAUUUUAAAUGAAAAUACAGUACAAAUGAUCUGGAGCAGACCGCGGUCGAGGAUACAAGGCUACAGAAUACAAGUGACCUCAGACACAGGGGAACCAACAAAAGAAUUUACUCUGCCUGCAUCUGCGACUAAGACCUCCAUCUCAGACCUGAGUCCAGAUGUGGAUUAUGUCGUAACAAUAGUAGCGUAUGCCGGAUCAGAGGAGAGUUUGCCCAUCUCCGGCCAGAUCACAAUCGAGUCAAGUGGCAGCGUGAGAGGAACAUCCAAGAAACCAGACCCUUCAGAUUUAGUCAAAUGCUCUGCGAGCGCCAUCGCCGAUGUGGUGUUUUUGGUGGACGGCUCCUGGAGCGUCGGCAGGCCGAACUUCAAAUACAUCCGUAACUUUAUGUCAGCAACAGCCGGAGCGUUUCAGAUUAGUGCCGAUGGAACCCGGGUUGGUGUGGUCCAAUACAGCGACGACGCCCGAACUGAGUUCAAGCUGAAUGAACACCCGAGUCGACCGACAUUGCUGCGGGCCAUCGGAUCACUGCCGUACAAAGGAGGCAACAGCAUGACUGGCGACGCCCUUGACUACCUGCUGAAAAGUACUUUCACUGAGGCGGCCGGUGCCAGAAAGGGUUUUCCCAAAGUGCUGGUGAUCAUCACAGAUGGCAAAUCUGAGGAUCCAGUGGAGCUUUAUGCAAAGCAGCUCAGGAGCAGGGGGGUGGAGAUCUUUGUUCUCGGUAUCCAGCAGGCUGAUGAAAACGAGAUGAAGCUAAUGGCCUCCACCCCUUACAGAAGCCACGUCUAUUCUGUUGCUACCUUCGACAUGAUCAAGAAUGUGCAGAAGGAGCUCAUUACUCAGGUGUGCGCCAGUGUUGAAGAUCAAGUCAACUCGCUUGUCAGUGGAGAGGAAGUCGUUGAGCCAGCUUCUAACCUCCGAGUCCUGGAGGUGGCAUCCAAGUCCAUGCGGCUCACCUGGGACGCCUCCAUAGGAGACAUUUCCAGAUACAAAAUUGAGAUGAUCCCCAUGAUGACCGGCAGUAAGCGGCAGGAUCUGUACGUGGGUCCAACUCAGACCUCAGUGGUGGCCAGAGAGCUUUCUCCAGACACAGAGUACCAGAUCAGUCUGUUUGCCAUGAAGGACCUCACACCCAGCGAGCCCAUCACCGUCAUGCAGAGGACGCAGCCAGUUCAAGUCUCACUAGAGUGUUCGCUUGGCGUGGAUGUGCAGGCUGAUGUUGUCCUCCUGGUUGAUGGAUCCUACAGCAUUGGUCUGUCCAACUUUGCUAAAGUGAGAGCUUUCCUCGAGGUGUUGGUAAACACCUUUGACAUUGGGCCGAAUAAGGUUCAGAUCAGUUUGGUCCAGUACAGCAGGGACCCUCACACUGAGUUCUACCUCAAUACGCAUCACGAUCUGAAUGCUGUGGUCAAGGCUGUGAGGACUUUCCCAUAUCGUGGUGGCUCCACCAACACCGGCAGGGCCAUGAAAUACGUGAGGGAGAGGAUCUUCCAGGCCAGCAAAGGUGCACGUGCCAACGUUCCCCGUGUCACCAUCCUCAUCACCGAUGGAAAAUCAUCCGACGCGUUCCGGGAACCGGCCACCCAGCUGAGGAACUCUGAUGUGGAGAUCUUCGCCGUGGGCGUUAAGGAUGCUGUACGAAGUGAGCUCGAGGCCAUUGCCAAUACACCUUCAGAGACCCAUGUGUACACCGUAGAAGACUUUGAUGCCUUCCAGAGAAUUUCCAAAGAACUCACACAAUCCAUCUGCCUGAGGAUUGAGCAGGAACUCCGCAAGAUCUUCCAAAGGCAACUGAUCCAACCAAAGUCCCUGUCCUUCUCAGAGAUCACCCCCAGAAGCUUCAGAGCUUCAUGGGCGAUAGAUGCCAACAACGUCGAGUCCUUUGUUGUUCAGUUCAGGCCAGCAGGUGACGCCGAUGCCAGUUAUAUGUCCAUGUCCGUGCCUGGGGACAGCCUCAGUACCAUCCUUCCCUACCUCACCCCUCUCACCCGCUAUGAAGUCAGCGUUUAUGCCCAUUAUGAAAAAGGGGAGAGCUUGCCUUUGACCGACUAUGAGACCACCUUAGAAGAACUAGGCUCUGUGCGCAACUUAAGAGUAUCUGAAGAGACAACGGAGAGCUUCAGAGUGUCGUGGCAGCCAGCUCCAGGAGACGUCACUCGCUACAGACUAGCCUACAAAUCAGUUAGAGAUGGCAGCUCAUGGAUGGAGACAACCACCUUGGGUACAGAGACAACAGCUGUGCUGCAGGAGCUUCAGCCCAAAACCACCUACCUGGUCAUUGUCACUCCUGAAUACCAGUCCGGCUCUGGAGUGCCGCUGCAGACUGAAGGCACCACCAAAGAAGCGGCGGGCCCUCCUAAAGACCUCAUCACCAGCGAUGUAACUGACAGCAGCUUUGCAGUGUCCUGGACAGCAGCUCCUGGGAACGUGGAGACGUAUCGAGUUCGAUGGAAAUCACUGUUUUCUGAGGAGGCUGGAGAGAAAACUGUGCCAGGACAUGUGACAAACACCGUGCUGGAAGGUCUGAAUCCUGAGACGCUUUACCAAGUCUCGGUGGUCGCCGCCUACAGUUACAAAGACAGCGACCCACUCACUGGACAGGAAACCACUGAUGCCUCUGCUGCUGCUAAAAGUCUGACUGUGUCGGAUGAGACUGAGCGAACCAUGAAAGUCACAUGGAUGCCUGCACCAGGCAAGGUGACCAACUACCGGCUGAAGCAUAGUCCCAGAGGUGGAGGCAAAGAAGUGGUUCUAAAGAUACCAGGGGCCGUCACUUCCACCGUCCUGAAAAACCUGCAGCCCAUGACCACUUACGAUAUCACUGUUCUGCCCAUCUACAAGCGCAGGGAAGGAAAAGCAAGGCAAGGAGUAGGAACGACACUGUCACCCUUUAAGGCUCCCAGGAACCUCCAGACCUCAGAGCCUACCAAGACCAGUUUCAGAGUCACUUGGGAUCCAGCACCCGGUGACGUCAGAGGCUACAAAGUGACCUUUCACCCCACCGGGAAUGAUGUUGACCUGGAGGAGCUCAGGGUUGGACCCUAUGAUAACACAGUUGUUUUAGAGGAACUAAGGGCAGGAACAAAGUACUCUGUUGCUGUUUUUGGGAUGUUUGAUGGAGGGGAGAGUUUGCCUCUUGCAGGAGAGGAGAAGACAACCCUCGUUGAGGAUCCUGAACCACCUCCUCUUGAUCGUUCUGACACUCAGUGUAAGACCACAGCGAAGGCUGACAUCGUGCUGCUGGUCGAUGGCUCCUGGAGCAUCGGCCGUAUCAACUUCAAAACCAUCCGCAACUUCAUCGCUCGUAUGGUCAGCGUGUUUGACAUCGGCGUUGAGAGAGUCCAGAUUGGUCUGGCUCAGUACAGUGGAGACCCAAAGACCGAAUGGCACCUGAACGCCCACCCGACCAAACAGUCUCUGCUGAAUGCCAUCGCCAACCUGCCAUAUAAAGGAGGAAACACCAUGACGGGAAUGGCUCUGAACUACAUCCUCCAGAACAACUUCAAAGAAAACGUUGGGAUGCGUCCAGACUCCCGGAAAAUUGGUGUCCUGAUCACUGACGGAAAGUCACAGGAUGAAAUCGUUUACAACUCCCAGAACCUGAGAGACAACGGCAUCGAGCUCUACGCUAUCGGUGUGAAGAACGCUGACGAGAAUGAGCUGAGGUCCAUCGCCUCCGACCCAGAUGAGAUUCACAUGUACAAUGUCAACGACUUCCAGUUCAUGGUGGACAUCGUUGACGACCUCACCAUUAACCUGUGUAACAGUGUCAAGGGCUCCGAUGCAGGACCGGAGGCGCCCACCAACCUGGUGACCUCGGAGGUGACCCACCAAUCCUUCCGUGCCACCUGGACGGCACCCGACGGUCCUGUAGACCAGUACCGCAUCACUUACAUGGUGGUGGCUGGAGGACCCACCCAGGAGCUGAUGGUCGAUGGGGCCGUGACCACCGUGGUGCUGGAAAACCUGACCCCUCUGACCGAGUACCUCGUCAAUGUUUAUGCCUUGGUUGGUGAGGAGACCAGCGAGCCUCUGAAGGGCAUCGAGACCACCCUACCGCUGGCUGCAGUGAAGAACAUGAAUGUUUAUGAUGAGACCACAAGCACCAUGAGGGUGAACUGGGAGGCGGCGUCUGGUGCUACAGGCUACAUGUUGCUGUACAAACCCAUCAACGCCACAGAGGACCAGCUGGAGAGAGAGGUUCGUGUUGCAGGAGAUGUAACAAGCACCCAGCUGGUGCAGCUGAUACCCAACACAGCGUACUCCAUCGCAGUUUACGCCCUGUACGGUGAAACUGCCAGCGAACCUCUGGAGGGAAGAGGAGUCACCUUGCCCGUACUUCCUGCAGGCGUCCUGAGAAUCACUGAUGUGACUCACAGCACCAUGAGGCUCAACUGGGACGCUGCACCUGGAGCGGUCCGCAAAUACAUGAUCACCUACAAACCAGAGGAGGGAGACCUGAAAGAGGCUGAGGUCAACGGAGAUGUCACCACCCUGGUGCUGACCAGCCUCAUUUCCCAGACUGAGUACGACGUGGCCGUGACCCCGAUAUACGAUGAGGGACCUGGAGCCCCGAUGCUCGGAACCGCCAUCACAGAUGUUGUCCCUGCUCCCAAGAACCUGCAGUUCUCUGAGGAGACCCAGACCUCCUUCAGAGCCACCUGGGAGCACGGAGCCCCGGAUGUGGCCCUCUACCGCAUCGGCUGGACCAAGAAGGGAGAGAACAGCUACCAGUUUGCCAUCCUAAACAGUGAUGAGACCACCCACGUUCUGGAGAACUUGGACCCUGACACUGACUACACUGUCACCGUCACUGCUAUCUACCCAGACGAAUCUGAGAGUGAAGACUUGAUGGGAAGCGACCGUACAUUGUUAACGCCUCCAGUGGUGGCCUCUGAGCCUCCCAGAAACCUGAGGGUCAUCAACGCCACCACCACCACUCUGACCGCCAAGUGGGAGCACGCCCCGGGCCGUGGCACCGUCCAGAACUACAGGAUCACUUACAGGCCUGCCGCUGGAGGCGAGCCUGUCACGACGCAGGUCGGUGGGAAGAAGACGAGCGCCGUCCUGCAGAAGCUGGAGCCCGACACUCCGUACACCGUCAGCGUUGCAGCCGUGUACGCCACGGCGGUCAGCACAGACAUCUCUGCAGAUGGAAAAACUAAGCCUCUGGGUGGAGUGAGGAAUCUGCAGGUGUUGAACCCGACCAUGACCACCCUGAACGUGCGCUGGGAGCCAGCUGAGGGCCGAGUGAAGGAGUACAAAGUCCUCUAUGUUCCUGCCGCCGGAGGAGCUGAGAGCAUGGAAACAGUGUCAGCAGGCACGACCACAACCGUCCUGCGAGGCCUGCAGCCCGAUACUCUCUACACUGUCUCCCUGGUGCCAGUUUACGCUGCAGGAGAUGGAAAGAUGAUGUCUGAAAACGGAAAGACAAGGCCUUUGGGAGGAGUGAAGGGCUUGAUUUUGAAGGACCCCACGAUGACGUCUCUGACUGCGGACUGGCAGCCAGCUGACGGAGCUGUUCGCCUCUACAAGGUCUUCUAUGUGCCGACUGCUGGCGGGCGAGAGGAGAUGGAACAAGUCCCUGCAAGCACCACCACCAUCAUCCUCAGGAACUUGAUGCCCGAUACACAGUACACAGUGUCAGUGUUACCUGUGUACCCUGCCAGGGAAGGAAAACGUCUGUCUGAGGAUGGAAAGACAUUGCCUCUGGGUGGAGUGGCUGGAAUGAGGGUGACCAAUCCAACCAUUACCACACUCACUGUAAACUGGGAUCCUGCUGAUGGCAAUGUUCAGGGCUACAAAGUGAUCUACGUUCCUGUAGAUGGUGGACUGGAAAUUGUGGAGCAAGUGUCAGAGAGCACCACCUCCACCAUCCUGGAUAAACUCCUGCCAGACACCCGCUACACCGUCACCGUGGUGCCCGUCUACGCAGAGGGAGAUGGACCAACCCUGUCUGACACCGGCAAGACAAAGCCGCUGGGUUUCGUGAGGAACCUGAUGGUUACCGAUCCCACCACCAGCACCUUGAAUGUCCGCUGGGAGCCCCCAGAGGGAAACGUACGCGAAUAUAUUGUGAUCUGGGUCCCGGCUGCUGGAGGAGACCAGGAUGUGGACUCAGUUUCUGGCACCACCACUUCCACUGUCCUGAAGAACCUGGAGCCAAACACAGAGUACACUGUCACUGUGGUGCCCGUCUACCCAGAGAUGGAGGGGAAGCCCCAGUCUGAAAAUGGGAAGACAAAUCCUUUGGGUGGAGUGAAGAACUUGCAGGUGAUCGACCCAACAAUCAGCACGCUGACGGUCCGCUGGGAUCCAGCGGUGGGGAAUGUCCGAAGCUACAAAGUUUUCUACGCUGCCCAGCCAGGAGGAGAAGAACGAAUGGAGGAGGUGUCAGGCGGCACCACCACCACCAUCCUGAGGAACCUGGACGCCGACACUCUCUACAACGUGUCUGUUGUUCCCGUGUACCCAGAUGUGGAGGGCAUAAGGCAGGCUGAGAAGGGAAAGACAAAGCCUCUGGGUGGAGUGAAGAAUCUCCAGGUGACUGACCCCACUAUUAACUCCCUGAGGGUUCGCUGGGAGCCGGCCCAGGGCGACGUCAGGCAGUACCAAAUCAUCUACGUCCCCGCUGCUGGAGGAACCGACAGCAUGACCCAGGUGUCUGGGAUGACGACCAACACUGUGCUGAGAGAACUGCGUCCUGACACCGAGUACAAAGUGACAGUGGUGCCCAUCUACUCUGACGCGGAGGGAAAACGCAUGUCGGAAAACGGAAAGACAAAGGCUCUGGGUGGAGUGAAGAAUCUCCAGGUCACUGAUCCCACCACCAGCUCCCUCAAGGUGCGCUGGGAGCCGGCGGAGGGCAACGUCCGCCAGUACCGCAUCUUUUACGUCCCUGCAUCUGGAGGCGCUGAGGACAUGGAGCAGGUAUCAGGCGGCACCACCAACACCAUCCUCAGGAACCUGCUGUCAAACACUCCCUACACUGUGACCGUGGUUCCAGUUUAUCCAGAGGGAGAUGGUCUGCGCAAGUCAGACAAGGGAAAGACACUCCCACGAAUGCCACCCAAGAACAUCCAGGUGUACAACCCCACCCCCAACAGCCUGAACACACGCUGGGAACCUGCUUCAGGCCAGGUUCAGCAGUACCGGGUGGCUUAUGCCCCCCUGAGCGGUGUCAGGCCCACUGAGUCGGUCCUGGUUCCAGGGAAUACUAACAACGCCUUCUUGGACAACCUGAUCCCAGAUACUCCGUACUCUAUCAGUGUCACUGCUCUGUACGCUGACGGCGAAGGAUCCCAAGUGAAGGGCAAUGGCAAGACAUUGCCCCGUGCUGGUCCCAGGAACAUGCGAGUGUAUGAUGCCACCACCAGCACCCUGACCAUCGGCUGGGACCACGCCGAGGGACCCGUGAGGCAGUACAGGAUCCUUUACGCUCCCAUGACUGGAGACCCCAUCACAGAGUUUACUGUGGGUCCAGGAAACAGAAACAAUGCCAGGCUGCAAAAUCUGCUCCCAGACACCCCGUACAACAUCACAGUGGAGGCCAUCUACGCCGAGGGGCCUGGAGGGUCGCUUAACGGAAACGGACGCACACUCGGCAUGUCGAGCCCCAGAAACCUACGUGUCUCCGAUGAGUGGUACACCAGAUUCAGGGUGGCCUGGGAGCCAGUACUUGCUCCCGUCCAGGGAUACAGGCUGAUCUACUCCCCUGCAGGGACAAACCAGCCCAUUGAUUUCUUCGUGGGCGACGUGACUUCAUACACUCUGCACAACCUGCAGCCUGGAACCACCUACGAUGUGAAAGUGCUGGCUCAGUACACCACCGGCAUCAGUGCUCCACUCGCCGGACAGGGAACAACACUUUACCUGAACGUCACCAACAUCGAGACCUACAACGUUGACCAUGACAAGUUCUGCAUCAAAUGGACUGCUCACAGAGCUGCCACAUCAUACCGCAUUAAACUCAACCCAGCGGAUCCUUCCAGCAAAGGCCAGCAUGAAAUCACCAUCCCUGCUGGCCUGCCUCAGUACUGCUUUGACGGACUCUCCCCCGAUGCUCUCUACACCGCCACCGUCUUUGUUCAGACCCCAAAUCUGGAAGGUCCAGGAGUCAGCACCAGUGAGAGAACCUUGGUGAAACCAACUCCAGUUCCAACACUGCCACCAACCCCAACACCGCCACCCACCAUCCCCCCUGCAUGGGCAGUUUGCAAAGGUGCCAAAGCAGAUGUGGUGUUCCUCAUCGACGGCUCGUGGAGUAUCGGCGAGGAGAGCUUCACCAAAGUCGUGCAUUUCGUUUCCGGCAUGAUCGGUGCUUUUGACGUCGUUGGACCCUCUGGGAUGCAGGUGUCGUUCGUGCAGUACAGUGACGACGCAAAGACCGAGUUCAAGCUGAACGCUUACCAAGACAAAGGUGUCGCCAUGGCCUCGCUUUAUCACAUCCGCUACAGAGGAGGAAACACCAAGACAGGAGUGGCGCUGAAGCACACAAAUGAGAAGGCCUUUUCUAUUGAAAACGGGAUGAGGAGGAACGUCCCCAAGGUGGUUGUAGCGAUCACUGACGGACGCUCUCAGGACGAGGUGAAGAAGAAUGCCGCCAAACUGCAGCAUGCAGGUUACAGCGUUUUUGCCAUCGGUGUUGCUGAUGUGGAUUUCGUCGAGCUGCAGGAGAUCGGCAGCAAACCCAGCGAUAGACACGUCUUCGUCGUGGACGACUUCGACGCUUUCGACACCAUCAAAGAAAACCUGAUUACCUUCAUCUGUGAAACCGCAACUUCUUCGUGUCCCUUGAUUUUCCUGAACGGGUUUACUUCACCUGGCUUCAGGAUGCUCGAGGCUUUCAACCUGACAGAGAAAACCUACAGUUACACCAAAGGCGUCUCCAUGGAGCCCGGCUCCUUCAACAGCUACACCGCAUACAGGCUUCACAAGAACGCCUACCUGACUCAGCCCACUACAGAGAUCCACCCUGACGGUCUUCCCCAUGCCUACACCAUCAUCAUGAUGUUCCGCCUCCUUCCCGACACGCCCACCCAGGCCUUCGACAUCUGGCAGGUGUCAACCAAAGAUCACAAGCCAGAGACCGGCGUCACUAUUGACCCCUCCAGCCAGACUGUGUCCUUCUACAACAAAGACGAACGUGGCGAGAUCCAGAGAGUCACAUUUGACAACAGUGAAGUGAAGAAGAUGUUCCACGGAAGCUUCCAUAAGCUCCAUAUCCUGGUUUCAUCCACCAGCGUCAAGCUCAACAUCGAUUGCCAAGAAGUGGCUGAGAAAGAGAUCAAGGCCGCUGGAAACACAUCCAGCGAUGGCUACCAGGUUCUGGGCAAGAUGUCCAAAUCCAUCGGCUCCAAAGGAGAAUCAGCAACUUUCCAGCUCCAGAUGUUCGACAUCGUCUGCAGCUUGGCCUGGACCAGCAGGGACAGAUGUUGUGACCUCCCAUCAAUGCGAGAUGAGCUGAAGUGUCCUUCUCUUCCCAACGCCUGUACCUGCACCUCAGAGGGCACCGGGCAGCAAGGACCUCAGGGACCAGUGGGCGCACCUGGCAGCAAAGGUCCCCGAGGCGAAAGAGGAGAGGCCGGUCCUGCUGGACCAAUGGGGCCACGAGGAGAUGUCGGACCGACUGGGCCCAUGGGUCUGCCCGGACCUCAAGGACCGAGCGGGAUGUCCAUUCCAGGAGAGGCUGGCCGUCCUGGACCAAAGGGAGACCCCGGUGACUCUGGCUUACCUGGACAGAAAGGUUUACCGGGUCCUCCUGGUGCUGUCGGCCCCAUCGGAGCAGUAGGAGUAAGGGGACCCGUAGGAAAGGAAGGACCAGCUGGACCCAGAGGCCCUGCAGGGCCCAUGGGACCUCCAGGAUCUCCUGGAAUACCAGGUGCUGCAGGAAAACCAGGAAAUCCUGGAGACUCCGGAGCUCCUGGUGCUUUAGGUCCCAAGGGAGACAAGGGAGAGAGAGGCGACUUUGCUCCUCAGAACAUGAUGCGAUCCAUCGCCAGACAAGUGUGCGUGCAGUUAGUCAAUGAACAAAUGACUCGUGUCAACACAUUACUGAACCAGAUCCCCAACGGCAUGUACCGCAGCGCUAACCCGGGUCCUCCAGGGCCUCCCGGACCUUCUGGCAGGCAGGGACCCCGUGGAGAGCCAGGCGCCGCAGGAAGGAACGGUUUCCCCGGAAGUCCUGGAUUACCAGGCCAGCAGGGAGAGAGAGGCCCCGCAGGAGAGAAAGGUGAUCGAGGAACUUCAGGAGUCGGACAGAAAGGACCAAGGGGGCCAGCAGGUCCACCAGGAGAAAGCAGAACAGGAGCUCCAGGACCAUCAGGCUCUGCUGGACCUCGUGGUCCACCUGGACGUCCAGGCUACGCUGGAAUCCGCGGGCCUCCAGGACCUGCUGGAUAUUGCGACUCUUCUCAGUGUGUUGGUAUUCCUUACAACGGGCAAGGAUACGUAGGUUCACCAUAGUAGACUUGUUAUGCCACCUGUGCUGCUUUCACUGACUUCCUGAAAAAAAACAAAAGUCCUGUAACUGAAACACUUGCUCACACACUCUAGAGCUGUUUAAGGGAUAACCGCCAAAGGAAACAAUUAACAAACUGUGCUGAAAAACAACAACAACAAAGAGGGAACCAGUACUAACAACGACUCACAGCCAGUAGAACAAAACAGCACCAGCAGCAGCGGUGAUGGCACCGACCUGUUUAGUGGCCUGUUUGCAUCUUGAAGCCAAAGACCAAACAAAGAAACCUUCAGUUGAGUGGAGGAGCAUGCACCAAACGACAACAACAAACAACCCAAACAAAUACUAACAAAGGUGGAUUUGUAGCAGAGAAACCAGUGCAGCCACUGCAGCAUCACCAGCAACAACAGCAGCAGCAGCAACAUCAACCCUGUUAACAGCAUUUCUCUUCAUGUGACAUGUAAAUAAACUAAUGUGUGCCUUGUAAAUGAUGUUUGAAUCCAGUCCACUAAAUCCACUCUUUAACAUCUGUAGUUUUAAAGCUUGUGCCUUGCAAAAAACAACCUGCUGCUUGCUGAAUGCCAAAAAAAACGCCAUUUUUAUUCUUUUUUUAUUUUCCUGCCCAUGUGUCUGUAGCUGUUUUAAACUGCUCAGGGCCAUACUGAACCACUUCUGCACAUGUGACCCUGGAAGUUUAGAUUCACCACUUCAUGUUAAAAAACAAUUUGCUUUUCCUUUUUCAUUGGUUUUAUUUUACGUUGCUCUCCAAACCACCUAUGCGGUCUCUGUAUGGUAUAAAAUGCUCACAAUGCAAACCCAAAGAAGUCUCUAGUCUGAUGGUAGAAGAACUCGUACUUGAUUUUUAUGUAGAAAUGUUUUGUUGUAAUUUGUGAAUGAUUUGUGGAGAAAUGGCAGUGUUGGUAAUGCUUUUGUGAUAAAGUCACCUGUAAUCAGACUAACACCUGGACUUCUAACAUCAGCAUAAAGGGAGGAUAUUAAUGUACUGAAAUGUUACCAGGGGUGUGUCCAAGGGGGCCUUGGGUGACCUGAUCCCACAUUCACUAAAUCUGAUGGUUGAUUGGUUUGCAUUUGUGGCUUUGACGCUGUCUCAACCAGUAACAGUCCAUACAAGGCAUGCUUGAGAAAUUCUGUAAAUUAAAGAUUUAAUUUUGGAAAUAUCUCAUCACAAACUGUUUAGUAGAAUGGUAACAGAGGAAGUUUGUCCAGUUAUAUAUAUAUAUACAUACAUUCUUGUAAUUAAGAAAUGAGCCCAAAAACAGUACACCUUCCCUGUUGAGAAGCAGGAAUCAGGGAAAUCUAUAUAUAUUUUUGUUGUAAAAAAAAAAAAACUUGAACAUUUAAUUGAUUAAUUUGAUCAAAACCUUAGAUCGACUCAUCACUUUAAGUGUAACUGACAUCACGAGUGUCACACCUUCUUUUUAAAUGUAAAAUAUUGAAUUUAAAGCUGUAGUGUGGAACUUUUACACUAUAAAUAAUUGAUCCCUUGCAUUAAAACCAAGCAAGUAAACACAAUACUAAUUAAUUCUUUUGACUCCAGAUAAAUCCCCUACUUUCUCCUGGGACAGGUGUAGCCUAGUCAGCUAUCAGCAGGACUAGUUUCUUUAGUGUUCCAAUGUGCCCUCAAACCUAAAAAUUUUUGAUUCUUUCACAAAGUUUACUUCUCAUCCAUGAGGCUUCCUUAGAUGUAACUGACUGAUGGGGAGUCCCUGGUACUUAUUCUAAACUCCAAUGCACAAUACCCACUGCUCUUUAACAACCCAAAACAUACGUGCCUCAAGAUGUGAGUGGUUGUCAAACUGCCACAUGAAGAAUGUCUCAAAAUGUUAAUGUUGGUUUAACUGUCUAGGGAGGGAUCCCAGGACUGUGACAGAGUUACCCGAUAAGUGGUGCAAUAGAUCCCAUGGUGCUAUAAAGGCAUCUGAGUCUUGAGUUGGCACUUGGCCAUGAGCCUUAAGAGUUGGAAGUUACAAUACAUGAGACUCCCCACCAGUCAGUCAGAACUGAGAAAGACUCUUAGACAGGAGAUGAUUGAUUGAUUGAUUGAUUGAUUGAUUGAUUGAUUGAUUGAUUGAUUGAUUGAUUGAUUGAUUGACUGAUUGAUUUAGACUUCAAGUCAAAAAAGAGAAUUCUGGGGGUCUUUUGUUGAGGAACUUUGAUGAUUGAGAUUCUAUACAGACUUUAUUUUGUGUUAAUUUUUUUCCCUUUUAGAUUUAGAUAUUGUUAAAACAAAUUAAACUCUUAUGGAGCAUCAAAACUGACAGAAAAAAUGACUAAAUUAGCUGUAGCUUAGACGACCAGUUGGCCUUAAAUAGCCUGAUUGCAACUGAGCAGUGUGUUUUGUAGUUCUUGUGAAAUUCUCUUUUUUUUCCCACCAAUUAUUUUUCAAGCAACAUAAGAUGUGAAAAAAUCCAUCUAGCCACAUAUAUAGUUGCUGCGAUUGGCUUUUUGCGGCUGUUCCGACCACAAAUGCUACCACUUCAAAUUACGAGUGAUGCCCGUUUAGGCAAAAAGAAGUAUAAAUUGGACUGUACCACCUGCUGUGUCACACAAGCCACCCCCUCAGAAACCCCGUGGCCACGCCCCUGCUGAUUACUAAUCCCCUGUGUCGGUGCUUGAGCUAGCAGCCAGACAGAAACAUCACACUAACCAGUUCUUCUUGUGCAUGCUGAGACAAUUUUAGAGGAAACUCAUGCUCAACUGGCCCAAACACUAUCUCCGAGCAGGCCGAUACCCACCUGAACCUGACACCCGAGUAGUCCCUGUCCCCGAGGAGGAGGUGUCGCAAAACCAGCGUCGAAAGAGAUCACUAUCAAGAAAGGAAUCCAACAGGUCAACAUAAGACAAGCCGUGCCCUCUUUUUCUGUUUUUUUCUUGUUCAUCCUGUGUUUGUUGUUGGAAUUAUACACAAAAAAUGGGGUUUGACACCUCAGAUUUAUUGGAAAAUACCUUUAAAUGCCUUUAAAUGUAUGUGAAUAUUCCUUUUUGUGGCAGGUGAAGGGUUUGGACGGACGGACAGAGGGAGGGAGGGAGUUUAAGGUGGAUUGUUAGGCAAAAUUUGGAAAGUGGAAGAAAAAAAAUCAUGAAAACCUGUGAGCUUUCCUUCACCACUUAUGUUUUUUGCUUGUAACAUAUUUGCACCGACUUUGUAUUGACCAGCAGUGUUGACCAGUGCACUCAUUGUAACAAAGCUAGCGAUGGUAGCGCAGGAAAGAAAUGUUCACAAUUUCAGGACAUCAGAUGAGAAAAGAGAUUUCUUCUGUCACAGUUGACCCAGUAUGUUCAAUAUAACCCUUCUCAUUCAGUUCAGUGUUGUCGGCUCAGUUUCAUUAUCGCAGUUAAACACCGCUUUCAUUUUGUAUCUCUAGAUUUGAUAUUUAUCGGUUUUCCUUUAUUCCGUCACAGCUAAUUUUACCAUCGGUGGAAUUGCAUGUCUGUGGUGUAUAUUUAGUACAUGUUUUGUUACAUUUCAUUUUGUUUUAACCAGAAUAUAGUUGUUGUCAUUCCUGUCAUUUUCUCAGUAUCGAAUGCAGUGGAAGCCUGCCUGCAACACUAUGGAAAUGGUAUUGCUGCUUCAUGUUUAAACUGCAGAUUGUGAAUUCCACAGCCUUAUUUUCUUAUUUAUUUCUGAGAACAGAAGAGGCAUUUUUCAAUAAAACUACUGAAAAUCUA
Acanthochromis polyacanthus (spiny chromis) is the source of this 18099-nucleotide messenger RNA. RefSeq names its product collagen, type XII, alpha 1b (gene col12a1b). The record is from RefSeq and is a predicted model, not a curated record. NCBI's taxonomy places the organism in Eukaryota, Metazoa, Chordata, Actinopteri, Pomacentridae. Bases 3975 to 14414 code for a protein of 3479 amino acids. The transcript has 75 exons. Gene Ontology annotation, molecular function: protein binding.